GGAGUGGCUAAAAUUCAAGCAGACUUUCGCGUGACCUUAACGCACUGCGCUGUGCGAGUGUUUACAGAGUUGCUCUACUCACAAAGCAACUGGCGCGACCCACGGGACGUUCAUAAAUGGUUCGUACGACCCGCCCUUAUGGAACUUUUGACAUCGUUUGUCGACGAGACCACGUGCAACACUUGUUUUGGGAACUUGAUCCUCGUCAGCGCCGCCUGCGCCGCUCUGGAUUGUACUGAACAGGCUACAAAACGUACAGUGAAGCCGGACAACCUGGUUAUGGCUCUUGACAUUAUCAGUUUCGCCGUUCGGAAAAUGCACCCGAAGUGUUUUGACCACACUGAAACGGAACAACUACGAUCAGCUGCCCUAUCCGCUGCUGGUGUGCAAAUGAAAAGACUUUUGAACGACCGCAGCUGCAAGCCGAUUGUGAAGGCACAGAUUACGGGCAUAGAGCUUGCUCUCGAGCACUUGACAAGCCAGUCAUCAAUCCUGGCUCUGCAAAACGACGUGGAAUCCAAAACGUCGAGAACGCGUUUUCUCCGAACCCUGUCCGGGUUCUGGAAAGUUCGCAUGCCACUAGCACUCCAGCGAAUAUCGAGCACUUCGUGUUGA
Messenger RNA from Toxoplasma gondii ME49, 615 nucleotides. RefSeq lists its product as hypothetical. The coding region runs from base 139 to 615 and encodes 158 amino acids. The transcript is spliced from 5 exons. The record is from RefSeq and is a predicted model, not a curated record. Lineage: Eukaryota; Apicomplexa; Conoidasida; Eucoccidiorida; Sarcocystidae.